CAUUGACUUAAUCUCCAUAGGCAAUUUUCCCUUAAAAAGCAUCCAUUAAACCCUUAUAAAACCACUAUCCUAAGCAAAUUCACGAAGACCCCCCCGGUCAUCCAAUCCAUCCCUCCAUUUACCCGGCGCCAAAACGCCCAUCAGUCACAUGCAUGUCUGCCGGGGGAGAACAUCUCAAAGAUGAGGGCACGCGACGACAAGUCGUUCUGGCCGGCGGAAUCGCGGGCCUAGUCUCACGAUUCUGCGUCGCGCCCCUCGACGUCGUCAAAAUCCGCCUCCAACUCCAAAUCCACUCUCUCUCAGACCCAACCUCCCACCUCCACAUCCAAGGCCCAGUAUACAAAGGCACCCUCUCCACAAUCCGAUCCAUACUUCGUGAAGAAGGUAUUCCAGGGCUAUGGAAAGGCAACAUCCCAGCAGAACUAAUGUACGUCUGCUACGGCGCGCUCCAAUUCGCGGCCUACAGAACAACAACCCAAGCAUUAUCCCAGCUCCCCCAUCGCCUCCCCCCGCCCGCCGAAUCAUUUAUAGCUGGCGCAACAGCCGGCGGCCUAGCAACGGCAUCAACAUACCCACUCGAUCUCCUCCGGACGCGAUUCGCAGCGCAGGGCACAGAACGCGUCUACACGUCGUUGUUAGCAUCGGUGCAGGAGAUCGCGCGGAGUGAGGGACACCGGGGGUUUUUUCGAGGAUGUAGUGCGGCAAUGGGGCAGAUCGUGCCAUACAUGGGGUUGUUUUUUGCGACCUAUGAGUCGUUAAGGCCGGUGAUGUCUGGGUUGCAUGGUUUGCCAUUUGGGUCGGGGGAUGCGGCGGCUGGGGUGGUCGCGAGCGUGUUGGCCAAGACGGGAGUUUUCCCGUUGGAUUUGGUGCGGAAGAGGUUGCAGGUGCAGGGUCCUACGCGCUCCAAGUAUAUUCAUCGGAAUAUCCCGGAGUAUCAGGGGGUGUUCAAUACCAUGGCGUUGAUCGUGCGGACUCAGGGGCUGCGAGGGCUGUACCGCGGCUUGACCGUGAGUCUGAUCAAGGCGGCGCCUGCCAGUGCCGUGACCAUGUGGACCUACGAGAAGUCGCUGAAACUUCUCCAAGACCUCGAGGUGGCGGCUGAGUGACGGCCGCCCAACCAGGCAUUAUUAGAUUGUACAGUAUAGUAUAGAAUGCAUUUUCUGGUUUUUCCCUUUGGUUUCU
Aspergillus alliaceus is the source of this 1182-nucleotide messenger RNA. RefSeq names its product thiamine transporter TPC1. The coding region runs from base 153 to 1106 and encodes 317 amino acids. NCBI's taxonomy places the organism in Eukaryota, Fungi, Ascomycota, Eurotiomycetes, Eurotiales, Aspergillaceae. The transcript has 4 exons. The record is from RefSeq and is a predicted model, not a curated record. Gene Ontology annotation, molecular function: transmembrane transporter activity. Gene Ontology annotation, biological process: transmembrane transport.